Procambarus clarkii (red swamp crayfish) is the source of this 3169-nucleotide messenger RNA. The record is from RefSeq and is a predicted model, not a curated record. NCBI's taxonomy places the organism in Eukaryota, Metazoa, Arthropoda, Malacostraca, Decapoda, Cambaridae.
UUCUGCGUAUAGUGCUGAAAAUUUGCGAUUUUUGUGUCCACUGUUGAAAACUGGUGUUAUAUUACGGUCAUUGAACAAAAUUUGUGUUCUUUUGCGUUCAGUGAUAGAAAUUGGAGUUGUAUUUUAUCUAAAAAUAAUUGUGUUAAUUUUAUGCUGAAAAUUACUAUAUUCUGUGGUGAAAAUUUCCGUAGUCUUUCAGUGAAAAUGACUGUAAUAAUAUCGUGAAAAUUUAUGUAAUCAUAUGGUGAACAUUUCUGCAAUAUAAUCAAUUAUUGCAGGGAACUGAGAUAAUCAGCUAAGUGAAACCCGUUUGUUGAGUAAGUGAGGUGGUCAAGUGGUGUGUACCUCCUUGAGACUGACCACAUUCCACAGAUCGUAAGAGAAAGAACUUUUGUUGUCAACCUGUGAUGGAAAAUAACCUUGUGAUGGUCUACUCCUCCUGGUAAUCAGUUAGAUGAAGUGCCUCUAAUUGCCAGCCUGAGAGUGAUCACAUUAGUGUCGACGAGGCAGAGUGAUCAAGUGAGCAAUAUGAUAAGUUGUGUGGGUGUUGGGGAAGGAGGUGGUGGUGGCAGAAGCCAGCUACAGAAUGGUGGCAGUAGCCAGCUACAGAAUGGUAGCAGUAGCCAGCUACUGAAUGGUAGCAGUAGCCAGCUACUGAAUGGUGGCAGUAGCCAGCUACAGAAUGGUAGCAGUAGCCAGCUACUGAAUGGUGGCAGUAGCCAGCUACAGAAUGGUGGCAGUAGCCAGCUACAGAAUGGUGGCAGUAGCCAGCUACUGAAUGGUAGCAGUAGCCAGCUACUGAAUGGUGGCAGUAGCCAGCUACAGAAUGGUGGCAGUAGCCAGCUACAGAAUGGUGGCAGUAGCCAGCUACAGAAUGGUGGCAGUAGCCAGCUACAGAAUGGUGGCAGUAGCCAGCUACAGAAUGGUGGCAGUAACCAACUGCAGCAACUCUUCAGGACGUGUGAUAAGGAGGGCAAGGGCUACAUCGUUGAACAGGAGCUGCGAGAGCUGUGUACUGGGCUGGGAAUCGCUGCCGAGGAUUCGGACGUAAUCUUCAGCGACCUGGAUCAGGACAAGGAUGGGAAGAUCAGCUACAGCGAGUUCUCUAGAGGCUUCAUAGAGUUCCUCAGCCCUGGUACCGAGGCCCAAACAAACCGAAGGUUUUCAAUAUGUGGAGGAUCGACGGUUGAGGACGAGAAUGAGGAGGAUGCUGUGGGUAUGAGGGAAGCCAAGAUGAGGAGGAGGGAGAGUGUACAUCAGGCCUGGAGCUGCCUCACUUCCAGCUUGGCUCAGCUCACCAAUACCACAGUAGCUGCUGAGAGUGGCGCCCAGAUUCGGGAGCUGCUGCAGGACUUGGAGGGCUGCCCUGCGCCCCUGGACGUUGCCAGCCGCGUCAGCACCGUCCUCUCAACUCUCCUGACGGAGAUCCGGCAGCUGCAGGAACACCACCACAGCCUGGAGAAACUAUACAAAAAGGAGCGAGAGCAUCACGCCACCACCCUCAGGAGCCUGGAGAGCGAGAUGGAGGACCAGGUGGCGAAGGUAGAGGAGAAGGCGAAGCAGCAGGCGAGGCAGGAGAGCGAGGAGGAGAAGCGACAACUACAGGACCAGAUGGAACAAGAAAUGGCUGAACUUCAGACCCACCUCAAGAUCUUUCAGAAGGUAGACUCGUGGCUGAAGAGGGAGGACGGAGAGGGUCCGGAGAAGGUUCAGGAGGUGAGGAGGAAGCUGGAGGAGGCCUACCAUGCUAAUCGCACCCUUAAUAUGACCUUACAUGAGACCACAACCAACCUAGGCCUAAUGCGCUCCGACAUGGCGCAGAUGAGACUGCAGUAUGAGGAGAAGUGCCGGGAACUACACAAUGAACGGGAGACUGUCCUAGAGUAUAUGCAUCAAUACGACCACAUGAAAAGGCAACUGGAGCUUCUACACGAAGCCAACAGGCGGCUCCAGGACACGAACGACAGUAUGAGAUCAGCCAUGGAACACGAGUGGAGGAAGUCGCCCCUCGGCUCCAGAUGCUCCAGCACCCGUUCCUCCCUACACAAGUCCAAGGAACACCGGAGGAACCACAGUCGUUCUCGGUCACCACUCCCGACCGUUCUCUCUUCCAUCGAGUGUGACGGGGGACUCAAGUAUGGCAUCCGACGACUCAUGGACGACCUUGACUCAGGCAAUUCAACAUUGCCAGACACUGCCGAGGAGAGUUACAACACACAAGAUGAGCUGAAGUUGUCUGAGAACGAGGGGCCAAUGUCGCUGGAGGAGGAGCUGCUGAGCCUUGAGUCCCGCCACUCACCGCCGGCGACGCUAAGGGAGGAAGGGACAGGAGUGAGGCCCUCCGGGGUGUCCACGCCCACCCGCAGCACGCCCACAGCCACGCCCACACCCCCGCCCAUCCUGGAGAUCAGCACGCCCCCACUCAAGCCCCGAAGGCUGACCCAACUUGCAGCUUACAGCGAGAGAAACGGCGGAAGCCCUCAACACCAAGCCCACAAUGGAACCCUGUCCGGUAUCUUUGAACCUCUGGGUCCCCCGGAGAGAACCUACAAAGUGGUGUUUGCAGGCGACGCUGCUGUGGGCAAGUCUACCUUUAUCGUCCGGCUCUGCAAGGGCUGCUUCGUUACCAAUAUUGCCUCCACGCUCGGGGUCGACUAUAAAGUGAAAACUCUUAAUGUUGACGAGAAGAAUAUCGCCAUACAGCUCUGGGACACUGCUGGCCAGGAGCGGUUUCGGUCCAUCACGAGGACCUACUUCAGACGAGCUGACGGAGUCCUGUUGCUUUACGACGUGACCAGCGAGCGUUCCUUCCUCAACGUCAGGCAGUGGAUCCAGAGUAUUGAUGAAGCGUGUGACUCAAGAGUGCCUUUAGUGCUAUGCGGUAACAAGGCUGACCUCCGGGCCAGUGCCUCUACGGAAGGACGAACCACCAUCAGUACCGCUGACGGAGAACGCCUCGCUAGAGACUGCGGCGCCGCCUUCGUCGAAACCUCGAGCAAGACUGGCGCUGGGGUCAUGGAAGCCCUUGUGCAACUGGCUAGACAUAUGGUGACCACAGAAGACGUCGAGGUCCAGUCCUCAGCGCUCAGGGUCUGCGCGGCCAAGGAGAAGGAGAAGAAAUCGUGUUGUGGAAGCAAGAAGUGAAGGGGGAAGCCGCUGUGAGAGGUGA